CUAAGUACAACUGGAGAUAUUCCAACAGAAGAAAUAAUUUCCAGCCCUGCAUCUGUAUUGAGUACAACUGUAGAUACAUCAACCGCAAAAAUUACUAGCACUACAUAUGCGCAUAGUACAAAUGUAGACAUAUCAACAUCUGAGUUAACUGCCAACACUUCAUCUGAACUGAGUACUACUGGAAACAUAUCAACAGAAGAAAUAAUCACCAGCCCUGAAUCUGUACUGAGUACAACUGCAGAUACAUCAACCGCAAAAAUGACUAGCACUACAUAUGAGCAUAAUACAAAUGUAGACACAUCAACACCUGAGUUAAUUUCCAGCACUUUAUCUGAACUAAGUACAACUGGAGACAUAUCAACAGAGGAAAUCAUUUCCAGCCCUGCAUCUGUAUUGAGUACAACUGUAGGUACAUCAACCGCAAAAUUGACUAGCACUACAUAUGAGCACAGUACAAAUGUGGACACAUCAACUGAGUUAAUUGCCAGUACUCCAUCUGAACUAAGUACAACUGGAGACAUUUCAACAGAGGAAAAAAUCACCAGCCCUACAUCUGUAUUGAGUACAACUGCAGAUAUAUCAACCGCAAAAAUGACUAGCACUACAUAUGCGCAUAGUACAAAUGUGGAAACAUCAACAACUGAAUUAAAUACAAGCACUUCAUCUGAACUAAGUACAACUGGAGAUAUACCAACAGAAGAAAUAAUUUCCAGCCCUGCAUCUGUAUUGAGUACAACUGUAGAUAUAUCAACUGCAAAAAUUACUAGCACUACAUAUGCGCAUAGUACAAAUGUAGACAUAUCAACAUCUGAGUUAACUGCCAGCACUUCAUCUGAACUAAGUACAAGUGGAGCCAUAUCAAAUGAGGAAAUAUUUUCCAGCCCUUCAUCUGUAUUGAGUACAACUGUAGAUACAUCAACCGCAAAAAUGACUGGCACUACAUAUGAGCAUAGUACAAAUGUGGACAUAUCAACAGCUGAGUUAAUUGCCAGUACUUCAUCUGAACUAAGUACAACUGGAGACAUAUCAACAGAGGAAAUAAUCACCAGCCCUACAUCCGUAUUGAGUACAACUGCAGAUAUAUCAUCUGCAAAAUUGACUAGCGCUACAUAUGAGAACAGUACAAAUGUGGACACAUCAACUGAGUUAAUUGCCAGUACUCCAUCUGAGAUAAGUACAACUGGAGACAUAUCAACAGAGGAAAAAAUCACCAGCCCUACAUCUGUAUUGAGUACAACUGCAGAUAUAUCAACCGCAAAAAUGACUAGCACUACAUAUGCGCAUAGUACAAAUGUGGAAACAUCAACAACUGAAUUAAUUACAAGCACUUCAUCUGAACUAAGUACAACUGGAGAUAUAACAACAGAAGAAAUCAUUUCCAGCCCUGCAUCUGUAUUGAGUACAACUGUAGAUAUAUCAACCGCAAAAAUUACUAGCACUACAUAUGCGCAUAGUACAAAUGUAGACAUAUCAACAUCUAAAUUAACUGCCAACACUUCAUCUGAACUAAGUACUACUGGAAACAUAUCAACAGAAGAAAUAAUCACCAGCCCUGAAUCUGUACUGAGUACAACUGCAGAUACAUCAACCGCAAAAAUGACUAGCACUACAUAUGAGCAUAAUACAAAUGUAGACACAUCAACACCUGAGUUAAUUUCCAGCACUUUAUCUGAACUAAGUACAACUGGAGACAUAUCAACAGAGGAAAUAAUUUCCAGCCCUACAUCUGUAUUGAGUACAACUGUAGAUACAUCAACCGCAAAAUUGACUAGCACUACAUAUGAGCACAGUACAAAUGUGGACACAUCAACUGAGUUAAUUGCCAGUACUCCAUCUGAACUAAGUACAACUGGAGACAUUUCAACAGAGGAAAAAAUCACCAGCCCUACAUCUGUAUUGAGUACAACUGCAGAUAUAUCAACCGCAAAAAUGACUAGCACUACAUAUGCGCAUAGUACAAAUGUGGAAACAUCAACAACUGAAUUAAAUACAAGCACUUCAUCUGAACUAAGUACAACUGGAGAUAUACCAACAGAAGAAAUAAUUUCCAGCCCUGCAUCUGUAUUGAGUACAACUGUAGAUAUAUCAACUGCAAAAAUUACUAGCACUACAUAUGCGCAUAGUACAAAUGUAGACAUAUCAACAUCUGAGUUAACUGCCAGCACUUCAUCUGAACUAAGUACAAGUGGAGCCAUAUCAAAUGAGGAAAUAUUUUCCAGCCCUUCAUCUGUAUUGAGUACAACUGUAGAUACAUCAACCGCAAAAAUGACUGGCACUACAUAUGAGCAUAGUACAAAUGUGGACAUAUCAACAGCUGAGUUAAUUGCCAGUACUUCAUCUGAACUAAGUACAACUGGAGACAUAUCAACAGAGGAAAUAAUCACCAGCCCUACAUCCGUAUUGAGUACAACUGCAGAUAUAUCAUCUGCAAAAUUGACUAGCGCUACAUAUGAGAACAGUACAAAUGUGGACACAUCAACUGAGUUAAUUGCCAGUACUCCAUCUGAGAUAAGUACAACUGGAGACAUAUCAACAGAGGAAAAAAUCACCAGCCCUACAUCUGUAUUGAGUACAACUGCAGAUAUAUCAACCGCAAAAAUGACUAGCACUACAUAUGCGCAUAGUACAAAUGUGGAAACAUCAACAACUGAAUUAAUUACAAGCACUUCAUCUGAACUAAGUACAACUGGAGAUAAACCAACAGAAGAAAUAAUUUCCAGCCCUGCAUCUGUAUUGAGUACAACUGUAGAUAUAUCAACCACAAAAAUUACUAGCACUUCAUAUGCGCAUAGUACAAAUGUAGACAUAUCAACAUCUGAGUUAACUGCCAACACUUCAUCUGAACUAAGUACUACUGGAAACAUAUCAACAGAAGAAAUAAUCACCAGCCCUGAAUCUGUACUGAGUACAACUGCAGAUACAUCAACCGCAAAAAUGACUGGCACUACAUAUGAGCAUAAUACAAAUGUAGACACAUCAACACCUGAGUUAAUUUCCAGCACUUUAUCUGAACUAAGUACAACUGGAGACAUAUCAACAGAGGAAAUAAUUUCCAGCCCUACAUCUGUAUUGAGUACAACUGUAGAUACAUCAACCGCAAAAUUGACUAGCACUACAUAUGAGCACAGUACAAAUGUGGACACAUCAACUGAGUUAAUUGCCAGUACUCUAUCUGAACUAAGUACAACUGGAGACAUUUCAACAGAGGAAAAAAUCACCAGCCCUACAUCUGUAUUGAGUACAACUGCAGAUAUAUCAACCGCAAAAAUGACUAGCACUACAUAUGCGCAUAGUACAAAUGUGGAAACAUCAACAACUGAAUUAAAUACAAGCACUUCAUCUGAACUAAGUACAACUGGAGAUAUACCAACAGAAGAAAUAAUUUCCAGCCCUGCAUCUGUAUUGAGUACAACUGUAGAUAUAUCAACUGCAAAAAUUACUAGCACUACAUAUGCGCAUAGUACAAAUGUAGACAUAUCAACAUCUGAGUUAACUGCCAGCACUUCAUCUGAACUAAGUACAAGUGGAGCCAUAUCAAAUGAGGAAAUAUUUUCCAGCCCUUCAUCUGUAUUGAGUACAACUGUAGAUACAUCAACCGCAAAAAUGACUGGCACUACAUAUGAGCAUAGUACAAAUGUGGACAUAUCAACAGCUGAGUUAAUUGCCAGUACUUCAUCUGAACUAAGUACAACUGGAGACAUAUCAACAGAGGAAAUAAUCACCAGCCCUACAUCCGUAUUGAGUACAACUGCAGAUAUAUCAUCUGCAAAAUUGACUAGCGCUACAUAUGAGAACAGUACAAAUGUGGACACAUCAACUGAGUUAAUUGCCAGUACUCCAUCUGAGAUAAGUACAACUGGAGACAUAUCAACAGAGGAAAAAAUCACCAGCCCUACAUCUGUAUUGAGUACAACUGCAGAUAUAUCAACCGCAAAAAUGACUAGCACUACAUAUGCGCAUAGUACAAAUGUGGAAACAUCAACAACUGAAUUAAAUACAAGCACUUCAUCUGAACUAAGUACAACUGGAGAUAUACCAACAGAAGAAAUAAUUUCCAGCCCUGCAUCUGUAUUGAGUACAACUGUAGAUAUAUCAACUGCAAAAAUUACUAGCACUACAUAUGCGCAUAGUACAAAUGUAGACAUAUCAACAUCUGAGUUAACUGCCAGCACUUCAUCUGAACUAAGUACAAGUGGAGCCAUAUCAAAUGAGGAAAUAUUUUCCAGCCCUUCAUCUGUAUUGAGUACAACUGUAGAUACAUCAACCGCAAAAAUGACUGGCACUACAUAUGAGCAUAGUACAAAUGUGGACAUAUCAACAGCUGAGUUAAUUGCCAGUACUUCAUCUGAACUAAGUACAACUGGAGACAUAUCAACAGAGGAAAUAAUCACCAGCCCUACAUCCGUAUUGAGUACAACUGCAGAUAUAUCAUCUGCAAAAUUGACUAGCGCUACAUAUGAGAACAGUACAAAUGUGGACACAUCAACUGAGUUAAUUGCCAGUACUCCAUCUGAGAUAAGUACAACUGGAGACAUAUCAACAGAGGAAAAAAUCACCAGCCCUACAUCUGUAUUGAGUACAACUGCAGAUAUAUCAACCGCAAAAAUGACUAGCACUACAUAUGCGCAUAGUACAAAUGUGGAAACAUCAACAACUGAAUUAAUUACAAGCACUUCAUCUGAACUAAGUACAACUGGAGAUAAACCAACAGAAGAAAUAAUUUCCAGCCCUGCAUCUGUAUUGAGUACAACUGUAGAUAUAUCAACCACAAAAAUUACUAGCACUACAUAUGCGCAUAGUACGAAUGUAGACAUAUCAACAUCUGAGUUAACUGCCAACACUUCAUCUGAACUAAGUACUACUGGAAACAUAUCAACAGAAGAAAUAAUCACCAGCCCUGAAUCUGUACUGAGUACAACUGCAGAUACAUCAACCGCAAAAAUGACUGGCACUACAUAUGAGCAUAAUACAAAUGUAGACACAUCAACACCUGAGUUAAUUUCCAGCACUUUAUCUGAACUAAGUACAACUGGAGACAUAUCAACAGAGGAAAUAAUUUCCAGCCCUACAUCUGUAUUGAGUACAACUGUAGAUACAUCAACCGCAAAAUUGACUAGCACUACAUAUGAGCACAGUACAAAUGUGGACACAUCAACUGAGUUAAUUGCCAGUACUCUAUCUGAACUAAGUACAACUGGAGACAUUUCAACAGAGGAAAAAAUCACCAGCCCUACAUCUGUAUUGAGUACAACUGCAGAUAUAUCAACCGCAAAAAUGACUAGCACUACAUAUGCGCAUAGUACAAAUGUGGAAACAUCAACAACUGAAUUAAAUACAAGCACUUCAUCUGAACUAAGUACAACUGGAGAUAUACCAACAGAAGAAAUAAUUUCCAGCCCUGCAUCUGUAUUGAGUACAACUGUAGAUAUAUCAACUGCAAAAAUUACUAGCACUACAUAUGCGCAUAGUACAAAUGUAGACAUAUCAACAUCUGAGUUAACUGCCAGCACUUCAUCUGAACUAAGUACAAGUGGAGCCAUAUCAAAUGAGGAAAUAUUUUCCAGCCCUUCAUCUGUAUUGAGUACAACUGUAGAUACAUCAACCGCAAUAAUGACUGGCACUACAUAUGAGCAUAGUACAAAUGUGGACAUAUCAACAGCUGAGUUAAUUGCCAGUACUUCAUCUGAACUAAGUACAACUGGAGACAUAUCAACAGAGGAAAUAAUCACCAGCCCUACAUCCGUAUUGAGUACAACUGCAGAUAUAUCAUCUGCAAAAUUGACUAGCGCUACAUAUGAGAACAGUACAAAUGUGGACACAUCAACUGAGUUAAUUGCCAGUACUCCAUCUGAGAUAAGUACAACUGGAGACAUAUCAACAGAGGAAAAAAUCACCAGCCCUACAUCUGUAUUGAGUACAACUGCAGAUAUAUCAACCGCAAAAAUGACUAGCACUACAUAUGCGCAUAGUACAAAUGUGGAAACAUCAACAACUGAAUUAAUUACAAGCACUUCAUCUGAACUAAGUACAACUGGAGAUAUACCAACAGAAGAAAUAAUUUCCAGCCCUGCAUCUGUAUUGAGUACAACUGUAGAUAUAUCAACCGCAAAAAUUACUAGCACUACAUAUGCGCAUAGUACAAAUGUAGACAUAUCAACAUCUGAGUUAACUGCCAACACUUCAUCUGAACUAAGUACUACUGGAAACAUAUCAACAGAAGAAAUAAUCACCAGCCCUGAAUCUGUACUGAGUACAACUGCAGAUACAUCAACCGCAAAAAUGACUAGCACUACAUAUGAGCAUAAUACAAAUGUAGACACAUCAACACCUGAGUUAAUUUCCAGCACUUUAUCUGAACUAAGUACAACUGGAGACAUAUCAACAGAGGAAAUAAUUUCCAGCCCUACAUCUGUAUUGAGUACAACUGUAGAUACAUCAACCGCAAAAUUGACUAGCACUACAUAUGAGCACAGUACAAAUGUGGACACAUCAACUGAGUUAAUUGCCAGUACUCCAUCUGAACUAAGUACAACUGGAGACAUUUCAACAGAGGAAAAAAUCACCAGCCCUACAUCUGUAUUGAGUACAACUGCAGAUAUAUCAACCGCAAAAAUGACUAGCACUACAUAUGCGCAUAGUACAAAUGUGGAAACAUCAACAACUGAAUUAAAUACAAGCACUUCAUCUGAACUAAGUACAACUGGAGAUAUACCAACAGAAGAAAUAAUUUCCAGCCCUGCAUCUGUAUUGAGUACAACUGUAGAUAUAUCAACUGCAAAAAUUACUAGCACUACAUAUGCGCAUAGUACAAAUGUAGACAUAUCAACAUCUGAGUUAACUGCCAGCACUUUAUCUGAACUAAGUACAAGUGGAGCUAUAUCAAAUGAGGAAAUAUUUUCCAGCCCUUCAUCUGUAUUGAGUACAACUGUAGAUACAUCAACCGCAAAAAUGACUGGCACUACAUAUGAGCAUAGUACAAAUGUGGACAUAUCAACAGCUGAGUUAAUUGCCAGUACUUCAUCUGAACUAAGUACAACUGGAGACAUAUCAACAGAGGAAAUAAUCACCAGCCCUACAUCCGUAUUGAGUACAACUGCAGAUAUAUCAUCUGCAAAAUUGACUAGCGCUACAUAUGAGAACAGUACAAAUGUGGACACAUCAACUGAGUUAAUUGCCAGUACUCCAUCUGAGAUAAGUACAACUGGAGACAUAUCAACAGAGGAAAAAAUCACCAGCCCUACAUCUGUAUUGAGUACAACUGCAGAUAUAUCAACCGCAAAAAUGACUAGCACUACAUAUGCACAUAGUACAAAUGUGGAAACAUCAACAACUGAAUUAAUUACAAGCACUUCAUCUGAACUAAGUACAACUGGAGAUAUACCAACAGAAGAAAUAAUUUCCAGCCCUGCAUCUGUUUUGAGUACAACUGUAGAUACAUCAACUGCAAAAAUUACUAGCACUACAUAUGCGUAUAGUACAAAUGUAGACAUAUCAACAUCUGAGUUAACUGCCAGCACUUCAUCUGAACUAAGUACAAGUGGAGCCAUAUCAAAUGAGGAAAUAUUUUCCAGCCCUUCAUCUGUAUUGAGUACAACUGUAGAUACAUCAACCGCAAAAAUGACUGGCACUACAUAUGAGCAUAGUACAAAUGUGGACAUAUCAACAGCUGAGUUAAUUGCCAGUACUUCAUCUGAACUAAGUACAACUGGAGACAUAUCAACAAAGGAAAUAAUCACCAGCCCUGCAUCUGUAUUGAGUACAACUGCAGAUAUAUCAACCGCAAAAUUAACUAGCGCUACAUAUGAGCAUAGUACAAAUGUGGAAACAUCAACAAAUGAAUUAAUUACAAGCACUUCAUCUGAUCUAAGUACAAGUGGAGCCAUAUCAACAGAGGAAAACAUUUCCAGCCCUGCAUCUGUAUUGAGUACAACUGUAGAUACAUCAACUGCAAAAUUGACUAGCACUACAUAUGAGCAUAGUACAAAUGUGGACUCAUCAACUGAGUUAAUUACCAGCACUUUAUCUGAAAUAAGUACAACUGGAGCCAUAUCAAAUGAGGAAAUAUUUUCCAGCCCUUCAUCUGUAUUGAGUACAACUGUAGAUACAUCAACCGCAAAAAUGACUAGCACUGCCUAUGAACAUAGUACAAAUGUAAACACAUCAACAACUGAUUUACUUACCAGCACUUCAUCCAAACUAAGUACCACUGAAGACAUAUCACCAGAGGGAAUAAUCACCAGCCCUGCAUCUGUAUUGAGUACAAAUGUAGAUACAUCAACUGCAAAAAUGACUAGCACUACAUAUGAGCAUAAUACAAAUGUAGACACAUCAACACCUGAGUUAAUUUCCAGCACUUUAUCUGAACUAAGUACAACUGGAGACAUAUCAACAGAGGAAAUAAUUUCCAGCCCUACAUCUGUAUUGAGUACAACUGUAGAUACAUCAACCGCAAAAUUGACUAGCACUACAUAUGAGCACAGUACAAAUGUGGACACAUCAACUGAGUUAAUUGCCAGUACUCCAUCUGAACUAAGUACAACUGGAGACAUUUCAACAGAGGAAAAAAUCACCAGCCCUACAUCUGUAUUGAGUACAACUGCAGAUAUAUCAACCGCAAAAAUGACUAGCACUACAUAUGCGCAUAGUACAAAUGUGGAAACAUCAACAACUGAAUUAAAUACAAGCACUUCAUCUGAACUAAGUACAACUGGAGAUAUACCAACAGACGAAAUAAUUUCCAGCCCUGCAUCUGUAUUGAGUACAACUGUAGAUAUAUCAACUGCAAAAAUUACUAGCACUACAUAUGCGCAUAGUACAAAUGUAGACAUAUUAACAUCUGAGUUAACUGCCAGCACUUCAUCUGAACUAAGUACAAGUGGAGCCAUAUCAAAUGAGGAAAUAUUUUCCAGCCCUUCAUCUGUAUUGAGUACAACUGUAGAUACAUCAACCGCAAAAAUGACUGGCACUACAUAUGAGCAUAGUACAAAUGUGAACAUAUCAACAGCUGAGUUAAUUGCCAGUGCUUCAUCUGAACUAAGUACAACUGGAGACAUAUCAACAGAGGAAAUAAUCACCAGCCCUACAUCCGUAUUGAGUACAACUGCAGAUAUAUCAUCUGCAAAAUUGACUAGCGCUACAUAUGAGAACAGUACAAAUGUGGACACAUCAACUGAGUUAAUUGCCAGUACUCCAUCUGAGAUAAGUACAACUGGAGACAUAUCAACAGAGGAAAAAAUCACCAGCCCUACAUCUGUAUUGAGUACAACUGCAGAUAUAUCAACCGCAAAAAUGACUAGCACUACAUAUGCGCAUAGUACAAAUGUGGAAACAUCAACAACUGAAUUAAUUACAAGCACUUCAUCUGAACUAAGUACAACUGGAGAUAUACCAACAGAAGAAAUAAUUUCCAGCCCUGCAUCUGUAUUGAGUACAACUGGAGAUAUAUCAACCGCAAAAAUUACUAGCACUACAUAUGCGCAUAGUACAAAUGUAGACAUAUCAACAUCUGAGUUAACUGCCAACACUUCAUCUGAACUAAGUACUACUGGAAACAUAUCAACAGAAGAAAUAAUCACCAGCCCUGAAUCUGUACUGAGUACAACUGCAGAUACAUCAACCGCAAAAAUGACUAGCACUACAUAUGAGCAUAAUACAAAUGUAGACACAUCAACACCUGAGUUAAUUUCCAGCACUUUAUCUGAACUAAGUACAACUGGAGACAUAUCAACAGAGGAAAUAAUUUCCAGCCCUACAUCUGUAUUGAGUACAACUGUAGAUACAUCAACCGCAAAAAUGACUGGCACUACAUAUGAGCAUAGUACAAAUGUGGACAUAUCAACAGCUGAGUUAAUUGCCAGUACUUCAUCUGAACUAAGUACAACUGGAGACAUAUCAACAAAGGAAAUAAUCACCAGCCCUGCAUCUGUAUUGAGUACAACUGCAGAUAUAUCAACCGCAAAAUUAACUAGCGCUACAUAUGAGCAUAGUACAAAUGUGGAAACAUUAACAAAGGAAUUAAUUACAAGCACUUCAUCUGAUCUAAGCACAAGUGGAGCCAUAUCAACAGAGGAAAACAUUUCCAGCCCUGCAUCUGUAUUGAGUACAACUGUAGAUACAUCAACCGCAAAAUUGACUAGCACUACAUAUGAGCAUAGUACAAAUGUGGACUCAUCAACUGAGUUAAUUACCAGCACUUUAUCUGAAAUAAGUACAACUGGAGCUAUAUCAAAUGAGGAAAUAUUUUCCAGCCCUUCAUCUGUAUUGAGUACAACUGUAGAUACAUCAACCGCAAAAAUGACUAGCACUGCCUAUGAACAUAGUACAAAUGUAAACACAUCAACAACUGAUUUACUUACCAGCACUUCAUCCAAACUAAGUACCACUGAAGACAUAUCACCAGAGGGAAUAAUCACCAGCCCUGCAUCUGUAUUGAGUACAAAUGUAGAUACAUCAACUGCAAAAAUGACUAGCACUACAUAUGAGCAUAAUACAAAUGUAGACACAUCAACACCUGAGUUAAUUUCCAGCACUUUAUCUGAACUAAGUACAACUGGAGACAUAUCAACAGAGGAAAUAAUUUCCAGCCCUACAUCUGUAUUGAGUACAACUGUAGAUACAUCAACCGCAAAAUUGACUAGCACUACAUAUGAGCACAGUACAAAUGUGGACACAUCAACUGAGUUAAUUGCCAGUACUCCAUCUGAACUAAGUACAACUGGAGACAUUUCAACAGAGGAAAAAAUCACCAGCCCUACAUCUGUAUUGAGUACAACUGCAGAUAUAUCAACCGCAAAAAUGACAAGCACUACAUAUGCGCAUAGUACAAAUGUGGAAACAUCAACAACUGAAUUAAAUACAAGCACUUCAUCUGAACUAAGUACAACUGGAGAUAUACCAACAGAAGAAAUAAUUUCCAGCCCUGCAUCUGUAUUGAGUACAACUGUAGAUAUAUCAACUGCAAAAAUUACUAGCACUACAUAUGCGCAUAGUACAAAUGUAGACAUAUCAACAUCUGAGUUAACUGCCAGCACUUCAUCUGAACUAAGUACAAGUGGAGCCAUAUCAAAUGAGGAAAUAUUUUCCAGCCCUUCAUCUGUAUUGAGUACAACUGUAGAUACAUCAACCGCAAAAAUGACUGGCACUACAUAUGAGCAUAGUACAAAUGUGGACAUAUCAACAGCUGAGUUAAUUGCCAGUACUUCAUCUGAACUAAGUACAACUGGAGACAUAUCAACAGAGGAAAUAAUCACCAGCCCUACAUCCGUAUUGAGUACAACUGCAGAUAUAUCAUCUGCAAAAUUGACUAGCGCUACAUAUGAGAACAGUACAAAUGUAGACACAUCAACUGAGUUAAUUGCCAGUACUCCAUCUGAGAUAAGUACAACUGGAGACACAUCAACAGAGGAAAAAAUCACCAGCCCUACAUCUGUAUUGAGUACAACUGCAGAUAUAUCAACCGCAAAAAUGACUAGCACUACAUAUGCGCAUAGUACAAAUGUGGAAACAUCAACAACUGAAUUAAUUACAAGCACUUCAUCUGAACUAAGUACAACUGGAGAUAUACCAACAGAAGAAAUAAUUUCCAGCCCUGCAUCUGUAUUGAGUACAACUGUAGAUAUAUCAACCGCAAAAAUUACUAGCACUACAUAUGCGCAUAGUACAAAUGUAGACAUAUCAACAUCUGAGUUAACUGCCAACACUUCAUCUGAACUAAGUACUACUGGAAACAUAUCAACAGAAGAAAUAAUCACCAGCCCUGAAUCUGUACUGAGUACAACUGCAGAUACAUCAACCGCAAAAAUGACUAGCACUACAUAUGAGCAUAAUACAAAUGCAGACACAUCAACACCUGAGUUAAUUUCCAGCACUUUAUCUGAACUAAGUACAACUGUAGACAUAUCAACAGAGGAAAUAAUUUCCAGCCCUACAUCUGUAUUGAGUACAACUGUAGAUACAUCAACCGCAAAAUUGACUAGCACUACAUAUGAGCACAGUACAAAUGUGGACACAUCAACUGAGUUAAUUGCCAGUACUCCAUCUGAACUAAGUACAACUGGAGACAUUUCAACAGAGGAAAAAAUCACCAGCCCUACAUCUGUAUUGAGUACAACUGCAGAUAUAUCAACCGCAAAAAUGACUAGCACUACAUAUGCGCAUAGUACAAAUGUGGAAACAUCAACAACUGAAUUAAAUACAAGCACUUCAUCUGAACUAAGUACAACUGGAGAUAUACCAACAGAAGAAAUAAUUUCCAGCCCUGCAUCUGUAUUGAGUACAACUGUAGAUAUAUCAACUGCAAAAAUUACUAGCACUACAUAUGCGCAUAGUACAAAUGUAGACAUAUCAACAUCUGAGUUAACUGCCAGCACUUCAUCUGAACUAAGUACAAGUGGAGCCAUAUCAAAUGAGGAAAUAUUUUCCAGCCCUUCAUCUGUAUUGAGUACAACUGUAGAUACAUCAACCGCAAAAAUGACUGGCACUACAUAUGAGCAUAGUACAAAUGUGGACAUAUCAACAGCUGAGUUAAUUGCCAGUACUUCAUCUGAACUAAGUACAACUGGAGACAUAUCAACAGAGGAAAUAAUCACCAGCCCUACAUCCGUAUUGAGUACAACUGCAGAUAUAUCAUCUGCAAAAUUGACUAGCGCUACAUAUGAGAACAGUACAAAUGUGGACACAUCAACUGAGUUAAUUGCCAGUACUCCAUCUGAGAUAAGUACAACUGGAGACAUAUCAACAGAGGAAAAAAUCACCAGCCCUACAUCUGUAUUGAGUACAACUGCAGAUAUAUCAACCGCAAAAAUGACUAGCACUACAUAUGCACAUAGUACAAAUGUGGAAACAUCAACAACUGAAUUAAUUACAAGCACUUCAUCUGAACUAAGUACAACUGGAGAUAUACCAACAGAAGAAAUAAUUUCCAGCCCUGCAUCUGUUUUGAGUACAACUGUAGAUACAUCAACCGCAAAAAUGACUGGCACUACAUAUGAGCACAGUACAAAUGUGGACAUAUCAACAGCUGAGUUAAUUGCCAGUACUUCAUCUGAACUAAGUACAACUGGAGACAUAUCAACAAAGGAAAUAAUCACCAGCCCUGCAUCUGUAUUGAGUACAACUGCAGAUAUAUCAACCGCAAAAUUAACUAGCGCUACAUAUGAGCAUAGUACAAAUGUGGAAACAUCAACAAAUGAAUUAAUUACAAGCACUUCAUCUGAUCUAAGUACAAGAGGAGCCAUAUCAACAGAGGAAAACAUUUCCAGCCCUGCAUCUGUAUUGAGUACAACUGUAGAUACAUCAACCGCAAAAAUGACUAGCACUACAUAUGAACAUAGUACAAAUGUAAACACAUCAACAACUGAUUUACUUACCAGCACUUCAUCCAAACUAAGUACCACUGAAGACAUAUCACCAGAGGGAAUAAUCACCAUCCCUGCAUCUGUAUUGAGUACAAAUGUAGAUACAUCAACUGCAAAAAUGACUAGCAUUACAUAUGAGCAUAGUACAAAUGUAGACACAUCAACAUCUGAGUUAAUUACCAGCACUUUACCUGAACUAAGUACAACUGGAGACAUAUCAACAGAGGAAAUAUUUUCCAGCCCUACAUCUGUAUUGAGUACAACUGUAGUUACAUCAACCGCAAAAAUGACUAGCACUACAGUUACCACAGCUGAACAAAGGUUUACACCGACAAUUGUACAAUCUACAUCUCAUAUUAUCACAAGUAUACCACAUGAACCAACUAGUACUGAAGAGAGGUCCACAGCAAAAGUAAGCACUUCUUCUACUACUGAUAUUAUCACAACUAUUGAACAAUCUACAUCUCAUAUGAUCACAAGUUUACCACAUGAAUCAACUAGUAGUGAAGAGAGAUCCACAGCUAAAAUAAGCACUACUUCUACUCCUGAAGUUACCACAGCUGAACAAAGGUUUACACCGACCAUUGUACAAUCUACGUCUCAUAUGAUCACAAGUUUACCACAUGAAUCAACUCGUACUGAAAAUAAAUCCACAGCUAAAGUAAGCACUGCUUCUACUCCUGAAGUUACCACAGCUGAACAAAGGUUUACACCGACCAUUGUACAAUCUACGUCUCAUAUGAUCACAAGUUUACCACAUGAAUCAACUCGUACUGAAAAUAAAUCCACAGCUAAAGUAAGCACUGCUUCUACUCCUGAAGCUACCACAGCUGAACAAAGGUUUACACCGACCAUUGUACAAUCUACGUCUCAUAUGAUUACAAGUUUACCACAUGAAUCAACUAGUACUGAAGAGAGAUCCACAGCUAAAGUAAGCACUGCUUCUAUUCCUGAAGUUACCACAGCUGGGGAAAGGUUCACACCUACUAUUAUAAUCACCAGAUCAUCAGAACCAACAUCAACUAAAGGAAAAGCCACAGAUGUUACAAGUAGUGAGCCUAUACAAACCACAGUUGGAGAAAGGUCUUCACCUAUUAUCAUCACCAGUGAAGCACCUGAGAAAACCUCAGUUGUUACAAGUUACAGCACUAGAUAUGAACUAAGCACAACUGGAGAAAGGUCUACAUCAGUUACAACAAGUGGACAAAGGUUGUCAACUACUUUCAAAACAAGCAGUACAGCUGAUGCAACCAUAACAACUGGAAAUGGCACAACUGUGACGUAUUUUAGUAGUGGAUCUGACCUAAGCACAACUGACAUCUCACAAACUACAAAGCCUACAAUUGCCCAGACUACAAGUACCAUGAAGCCAGUGACAUCUAUUUCAACCUCUUUGCCCAUUAACACUACAAACUCUGUUGAACUGUUUGACUAUGGACUACAUAAUGGAGAUACAGCCUAUGUCCAAAGAAAAACAGAUUUUACCUCUCCAUUGUUCCAGCCACUCAUGGGAUUUCCCUUUGGAAACCAGAUAAGGAAUUAUAUAUAUUACACAGACAAUGGACAAAUCGUCUUCCCAAUAUCAAGAAAUAGCAUAUUCUCUUACACUAACCCUCCUCCUAAUGGAUUCAGUGCAAAUUAUAUUGUUGCCUCAAUCGCUGUGUUUUGGAGUGAUGCCGACUUCUCCAAGGACGUGGGUACUACAUACUACCAGAUAUACAGCGAAGGAAAGGAUGCUGUGACUGAAAAAGUUGAGGGCAUGAUCAAGAGAUACAUGAACCAUUCAUACACCGCUCAAUGGACAUUGAAGAUUACAUGGGAGAAUGUUCCUGCAUAUCCAGCAAAGGACAAUGAUAACAAGACCAACACAUACCAGGCCGUGCUGACCACUGAUGGAUUUGCUUCAUAUGUGUUGAUGCUGUAUAAAGCUGAUGGCAUGAACUGGGAUGAUGAACGCUUUCCCGAACCAAGGAUUGGCUACUGCAGCGGCAACAGGGACCAUUUCUUCUUAAAUGAUGAAAAGGCUGAGAAUAUCCAUCGGCCAAACAACUAUAAAGGAUAUAACACAGACUUGAAUGGACUUUGGAUAUAUUCACUGAAUAGCACAGUUUUGGACAACAGUCGUAUGAAAUGUCUCAACUGGUAUAAUGAUCAGCCAAAACCCUCAUCAUGGAAUCCUGGUUUAUUGUCUUGUCCCUGUUUAUAUAUGCAAGGAAUCUCUGACUUUCGAUAUAGAGUGACAAAAGCAGGUGAGUCAAGUAGUAUCAGCCUGCUUCGUAGCACAUUUCCUAAUCAGGAUAACGCCGGUGUGAGAUGUCUGUAUUACCGCAAGAAUCAGUACCUAGAUGGCUUCCAGGAACGACAAUGGAUGUUCUCCUCAUCAGGCACUGACCCAGAGCUUGAGGCAUAUGAUUUGUGCUGCAAUCAAGCGAAUGAUAACCAAUUUUGCCAAAUGUACAUGGAGAAGAGACCAUCAACCAACUGCAGAGAUUACAGACCUCUGGUCCCUGGAUGGAUGUUUGGAGAUCCUCACAUUACCACCUUGGAUGGACUCAGUUACACUUUCAAUGGACUUGGAGAGUUCAUCCUUGUUACUGCUUCUGAUGCAGGUAUCUCCUUCAUGCUGCAGGGACGUACAGUGCAGACCGGUGAAGCAUUGGCGACUAACUUCCAGGCUUUUGCUGUAAAUUACACCUCACCCAGUGCUACUGUUCAUGUGGAGUGGUAUCUUGGAGUGAAUGACAGUAUAACUGUUUCCCUUGAUGGGCACAAUGUUUCAUUCAGUUAUUUCGAAGAUAUGGGCGUAGAGAUCAAUAAUUCAAACCCCGCUGUCUUGCUACUAAAUGAUGAAUCCAUUACAGCAACAUUUGAGGGUCUUCUGUCUGUGUCAGUGUCAGCUUACUUCGGAAUGCUGAGCGCUGUAACCAGUCUUCCUAACAUCUUUCUAAAUAAAACCAAAGGCCUGCUGGGUACCUGGAACAGAGACCAGAGUGACGAUUUCUUGAGUCCAGAUGGCACUAUUAUUCCCAGUAACAGCUCAGAAGAAGAUAUAUUUAAUUAUGGAAAGCUGUGGGAAGUAAAGGAGAUGAACCUAUUUACCAAUAGGCAAGGAAAUGGAAAGAGCAUAUUCGAUUUCAAACCAGUUUUCUUAAGUAAUUUGACAGAACUAGAUACAUACAAUGACGUGAAGAUAGAGUGUCGUGACAAAACGGAAUGCAUAUUUGAUGCUUUGAGCACCAACGAUACUCAACUGGGCAAAGCAACUAGUACAGUAUCAGAAAUCUUAACGGAAACCAACAGCACUUUAUAUGCUGUACCUCCUUCUAUUGCUGGUAACGCAACCAUUGAAGCUUUCAUUAACAGCAGUGUUACAGUACUGUACACUACCAAUGGGACAGGAGUUAGCUUUACCGCUGAGCUUGAUACAGCUUCAGAUGAGACUACUACUUCAGAUAUCAGUGCAACUGCUGGUGGCUCUCUGACGUGGACACCAACCAGUACAUCAGAAUUCACUUUCACUCUUGUAGCCACCGACUCACAAAACUUCUCAUCCACCUUCCAGCCCAACUUUGUGGUCUGCAAUUGUAGAGACGUAUCUGAGUGUGAUUAUAAUACAACAAAUAAAGUCAGUGGCAGCUCUCUUUCUAUUGCAGGCUGCAAUUGCAUAAAUAACACAGGAGAAUAUUGCCAAAUCCUUCCAGAUCCGUGUUUUCAAGAGUGCUUCCCUGGGGUAUCAUGUAACAAUGGAUGUGAGCCUUGUCCUGAUGGCUACUCUGGGGAUGGAUUACAUUGCAUGGAUAUUAAUGAAUGUGUAGAAAUGAAACCAUGUUCUCCACAUGCUGCGUGUACAAAUUUGCCAGGGAACUAUAGCUGUAACUGCAAAGAGGGAUUUACCGGUAGUGGUACCGACUGUGUGGAAAUUUAUGACUGCCAAGACAACAAUCCGUGUUCUCCUAAUGCAAUCUGCAGUAACACAAAUGGGAGUCCCAGCUGUACCUGUGAGGUUGGAUUCACAGGUGAUGGCAAAUUAUGCUACUGUCUUGAUUGUGAAGCAAAUUACUGUCGUAAUGGUGGAACGUGCACCUCGUCCUUGAUUAAUUCAACUUGCUCUCCUAUAUGCCACUGCAUCCCAGCAUUCUCUGGUGAUCAAUGCAGAAAUCCUUACAAAAUAUUCAAUGCACAAUUUAAGCCAAAUGUGAAAAAGAGAUCUGUAAAUGUAACAUUAACAUCUUCUACAAUGAACUUUACUCGUGAAGAGGCAUUUGACAAGAUUCUAAGUCUUCUGGAUAAUGCUCCAGUGAAUGUAGCAUAUCUGUUUAGUAAAGAUGAAAGUGAAAUGGAAACCCCACAGAAUAUUUCUGGAUAUUUUGCAAAAUUCUUUGCCCGAUUUACCUAUGAGCCAAAUGUCACAAUAAUUAAUUUUCUGAAUGAUAACCUGACACAAUAUCUUCGGCACGCCUCUGGAGUUAGCAAAUAUUUAGUGAACCUUACCAUUUCUGAGGUCGUAGAUGGUGAAAAUAUGACUUUAGAUGAGCUGAAGAAUCUUACUACUUGUUAUUUGGAUAGUUAUACGUUGAAUACUGAAACAUUUCAAUGUGUUUCAAAAUGCGAAGACAAAUCAUAUUGUAUGAAUAAUGCCAACUGUACUCUCAUGGACAAUGGACAAAUAAACUGCACCUGUCAGCCCUACGCUAUAUAUAUAACAUCUGGAGAGCAGUGUGAGAACCUCUCCCUAAACCUGGAUAUUUUCUUUGGAAUGUUUUUUGGAACUUUGGCAUUUGUCCUGCUGCUUGUCCUGGCCACCUGGUUGGGAAUACACCUGUAUCGCCAGAGUAUACAUGAAGAUGACAACACAGAUGAGAUGUAUCAAUCUCAAUUUAGCUGGGCAGCAUCCCUGUUUCCAACUUUUGAAAGGCUGGAAGAAUAUUACAGACCAACUUUAAGCCUAGAAAAAGACACACCACAGUUGGUCAACUGGAAGCCGCAGCUGGAUAAAGUUGACUAUUCCAUGCAGAUGAAAAUAAAACGCCCGGAAGUUAAACUUGACUUGAGUGAAUAGAAAAUCAAAACAAAGUUGUAUAUGCACAUUGCUCUCUCCUAUACGAUGGAAAUAUUUGUAUGCUGGCCAGUACAAGGAAGUGACAAAUCCAGUGUCAAAUCUGAACUCCACGUCUUAAGGAAGUCAGAAGGCUGUACAAUGAUGAUGGAACAGAUACGGGAGCAUGUAGUGAUUUAACUUGUGUAUGGGUCAAUAUUUUUCAAAAAAAGUGAACUAUUUAAUAUAUGGAAAAACGUAAAUAUAAUGCAGUGCAAUAAGAUAAUGUUAUAACAAUUCAUCUCUGGGGACUUCAAUGUCUCCAACAAAGCAGGAAUUGCACAAUUGUCCAGUAUAAUGCACUGUUUCUUUUAUUGCCUACCGUUAACAAUGAUGAAUAUAUUUUCGUAACUGCUUUAUAUUGGUUUUUAAAUUAAUUUUGUAUCUUAAGUAUUCAAUUACAUGUUUAAUAAUAUACAUUGUAUAUAAGAACUUUAUAAAUCAGAACUUUAAAAUAUGAUAUUGUGAUUUUAACAGAAAUAAACAGAAAUG
Molecule: messenger RNA, 18942 nt
Organism: Pseudophryne corroboree (corroboree frog)
Lineage: Eukaryota; Metazoa; Chordata; Amphibia; Anura; Myobatrachidae
Product: mucin-4-like
Exons: 29
Coding region: 259-18414 (6051 amino acids)
Biological process (GO): cell-matrix adhesion; regulation of signaling receptor activity
Molecular function (GO): ErbB-2 class receptor binding; calcium ion binding
Source: RefSeq, a predicted model, not a curated record